CAUGACUAGAGCUGCGACCGCAUCCUCGUAGUCCGCGAGCCCAAACAUCCAAACUUGAACCGAGGCAACCCUUCCUCAGAGUUCGGCUCUCUUUCUCUCUCUCUCCACCUCUUCUACAUCUUCCUUCAUCGUUUCAAUUGCAUCUUUGCAUGGCCCGGGGAUGCUCACAAGCAUAGUCUUGACCUCCAAUUUCUCUUAGUCCCCAGCAUCCGUCGUGGUUGUUUACCCCAAUUCCUUCCACCACUCUCAACAGCAUCACCACGACAUCAUCAUAGACACCACCUCUGAUCAGCAUCCCCCCAAAAAACAUCCACCGCCAUGUCCGACACACCCUCAUCCACAGAGGACCGCUUGCGCAGUGCCGUAAUCGCAAAUCACCUCCCCUCGGGAUACGGCACAAGCUUCGACGGCACACGAAACCUCUCCAACGGUGACCUCGCUCACAUCAACUCCAAUUCCGCCCCGAACCUCCCCGCCACCGAAAAUGACGACGGCGACAACGUCGAGGAGGCAUCCUCUCUGUUACUACCCGGCGGCGACAUGCAUCGCGACCUCUUCAAGAUUUCGGCUAGGGAACAAACCUUGAAGCGCGCCCAGACUUUCUCCCACCCGCGCCGCACCGAGUCCGGCCACGAAUCCGACCUGCCCGCCGCCGAGAUGCUUCUGCCCCAGGGCUUCCGCCGCCAGUUUGUCAUGCAAAAACACAACUAUACUGCCGCUACACUCCCCAUUACCCGCAAUUUUGUCGAGUUCCUCGACUUCUACGGCUCCUUCGCCGGUGAGGAUCUUGCCGAUUCAGACGAGGAGGCCAUCGUCUCGGACGACGAGGACGAAGAGGAGGCACAAGACAGACCCCGCGGUGCACCUACCGAGACCCGGCCGCUGCUGGGAAGACGGCGGUCCUCGCGCUUCGCCAAGAAGGCCGGCGAUGCCAGCACCACAAAGACGUUCUUCACAACCCUCAAGGCUUUUAUUGGCACGGGCAUCAUGUUCUUGCCCAAGGCCUUCAAGAACGGCGGCAUCCUCUUCUCCUCUCUGACCAUGCUCGUCGUGGCCGCCAUCUCCAUGGUGGCCUUCCACCUGCUCCUGCAGUGCCGCACCCGGUACGGGGGUGGUUACGGUGACCUCGGCAAGGAGAUCUCGGGCCCUCGCAUGCGCUCCCUCAUCUUGGCGUCUAUCACUCUGUCCCAGAUUGGCUUCGUUUGCACGGGUCUCGUGUUUGUGGCCGACAACUGGUUCUCUUUCUUGAAGGCAGUCACGGGCGGCGCGAAUCCCCUCGACUCAACCGCCCUCAUUGCUCUGCAGGCCAUUGUCAUUGUACCCCUCGCCUUCAUCCGCAACAUCUCCAAGCUCGGCCCCGCUGCCCUUCUCGCCGACGUCUUCAUCAUCAUCGGCGUAGGAUACAUCUGGUGGUACGAUAUCUCGGCCCUCGCUACCCGCGGCAUGGACCCGUCCGUCAAGCUCUUCAACCCGAGCUCCUACACCCUUACUAUUGGCGCCUCCAUCUUCACGUUCGAGGGCAUCGGCCUCAUCAUCCCCAUCCAGGCCAGCAUGAAGAAGCCCGAGCACUUCGAGCCCCUGUUGGCGGGCGUCAUGCUCCUCAUCACCUGCGUCUUCACCUCGGUCGGCGCCCUCUGCUACGCGACGUUCGGCGACCGCACAAAGAUUGAGAUUAUCGACAACUACCCGCAAGACAGCCGCCUCGUCAACGCCGUGCAGUUUAUGUACGCCCUCGCCGUCCUCGUCGGCAACCCCGUCCAGCUCUUCCCCGCCAUGCGUAUCAUCGAGACCAAGAUCUUUGGCUACCGCUCGGGCAAAAAGGAUCUCCUGACAAAGUGGAAGAAGAACGCCUUCCGCACCUCCCUCGUCGCCCUCUGCAUCGCCAUCUCCAUCGCCGGCUCCGCCAACCUCGACCGUUUUGUCGCGCUCAUUGGAUCAUUCGCGUGCGUGCCCUUGGUCUACAUUUACCCGCCCUACCUGCAUCUCAAGGGCAUCGCCGAGACGAGAAACCAAAAGAUUUGCGAUUACGCCCUCAUGGCCCUUGGCCUUGUCGGCAUGGUGUACACCACCGCUAUCACCGUGGCCACCAGCUUCCUGUAGAAAGCGUAGAGCCCGAGAGUCCAGAGUCACAAGAUGUGUAAAGACUUGACAGACUUGAAAAGAGACUUGUUAGAGUAAAAAAGCAGAGAAUGCCGGAGCGUUUGAGCUUGUAUAUGUGUAUGUUUACGACCG
This is a messenger RNA of Colletotrichum scovillei, 2232 nucleotides long. RefSeq names its product transmembrane amino acid transporter. Gene Ontology annotation, biological process: amino acid transmembrane transport. The record is from RefSeq and is a predicted model, not a curated record. Bases 319 to 2100 code for a protein of 593 amino acids. Lineage: Eukaryota; Fungi; Ascomycota; Sordariomycetes; Glomerellales; Glomerellaceae. The transcript has a single exon. Gene Ontology annotation, molecular function: amino acid transmembrane transporter activity.